Serinus canaria (Common canary) is the source of this 6303-nucleotide messenger RNA. It is a transcript of the gene PPFIA1, whose product is annotated as PTPRF interacting protein alpha 1. Gene Ontology annotation, biological process: synapse organization. Lineage: Eukaryota; Metazoa; Chordata; Aves; Passeriformes; Fringillidae. Bases 724 to 4329 code for a protein of 1201 amino acids. Gene Ontology annotation, molecular function: protein binding. The transcript has 28 exons. The record is from RefSeq and is a predicted model, not a curated record. Gene Ontology annotation, cellular component: presynaptic active zone.
GGGACCGGGCCGGUGCCCCGGAGCUGCCGGCUCCUUUCUUUGCCCGCUCUCGGUUGCGGAGCAUCGUCUGCGGGACUGGUGCGGAGAAAACAACAGGUCUCGCUCCCUGCUCGCCUUCCAAAGCGACGCCAGCGCCUUGCUCUUGGGAUUAUAAAUGUUUGAACUAAGACGCAGGGAACUGAAAGGAGAGCUUCCCGUUGGAAUUAACAGAAGAGAAAAGAAGGGAGGCUUUUCCAAAUCCUCUACAAGAAAGCUCAUGCUGUUUUCCUCUGCUGUCCGUACUCUGUUUAAUAAUGCGAUUGUGACCUGAGUGGAAUUUAUGAGCGAUGAACUGUUGAAGCUUGUUGCAUCUCUGCAUCGGACUACGUUUUUUUUUUUUUUUUUGGUCAGCACAUGAUUCCUCUGUCCAAGCUGUUGCAGGACCUAUGGGCCAGUAAUAGAGGGAUGGGAAGCUGAGACAGUUUAUUUUCACAUUCUUCAGUGCCGGGGACUUGGCGAGUUAGCUGAAGCUGCUGCUUUUUACUGGAUCUGCUCUUUCCUCGGCAGGUUUAUUAUUAUUUUUUUCAUGUGUUUCGAUUAAACAGUCAUUGGACUGGAGCUGGAUGGGUGCUUUGCAAUCCAAAGGGUUUUGGGGGAUAACAGAAAACUGCUAAAACAGAGAAGAACUGGUGCUGCAGGGAGCCUGGGGCCUGUUUUCCAAGCCUUUUCGUUUUAUUGAGCAAGAUGAUGUGUGAGGUGAUGCCAACCAUCAGUGAGGCCGAGAUACCCGCCGGGGGAAAUGGAGGCCACGGUUCAGGUUCCCCGUUGCAGUCAGAUGCUGAUUCCCACUUUGAGCAGUUAAUGGUGUCCAUGCUGGAGGAGAGGGAUCGCCUGCUGGAAACGCUCCGGGAAACGCAGGAGACCCUCGCCCUCACCCAGGGAAAGCUGCAUGAGGUUGGCCAUGAGAGGGAUUCCUUGCAGAGGCAGCUCAAUACUGCACUUCCACAGGAAUUUGCAGCACUCACAAAAGAGCUGAAUGUAUGCAGGGAGCAGCUGCUUGAAAGGGAAGAAGAAAUUGCUGAACUGAAAGCAGAAAGGAAUAACACAAGGCUAUUACUGGAACAUUUGGAGUGUCUUGUCUCCAGGCAUGAGCGAUCCCUCAGGAUGACUGUUGUGAAGAGGCAAGCUCAGUCUCCAGCAGGAGUUUCUAGUGAAGUAGAAGUUCUCAAAGCACUAAAAUCCUUAUUUGAGCACCACAAAGCCCUUGAUGAAAAGGUAAGGGAGAGAUUACGAGUAGCACUUGAAAGGUGUAGCUUAUUGGAAGAAGAACUAGGUACUACACAUAAAGAGUUAAUGAUUCUGAAAGAGCAAAAUAAUCAGAAGAAAACACUUCCAGAUGGGAUGCUGGAUAUAAAUCAUGAACAAGAAAAUACACCAACUACAAAUGGGAAGAGAUCCUCUGAUGGCUCAUUAUGCCACGAUGAAAACCUGGCUAAAGUGAUUGAACUCCAAGACAUCAUAGAUAAGCAAAACAAAGAGCAGACACAAAUGAAAGAACGCCUCACUGCUUUGUCCAGCAGAGUAACAGAGCUGGAAGAAGAUCUAGACACAGCAAGAAAAGACUUAAUCAAAUCUGAAGAAAUGAACACAAAGUUACAGAGGGAUGUACGAGAGACUCUGGCCCAGAAGGAGGACAUGGAGGAGAGGAUCACCACUCUGGAGAAACGCUACCUCGCUGCACAACGUGAAGCUACAUCUGUGCAUGACCUCAAUGAUAAACUUGAAAAUGAAAUUGCCACUAAAGACUCCAUGCACCGACAGAGCGAAGAUAAGAACAGGCAACUACAAGAGCGACUGGAACUGGCUGAGCAAAAGCUGCAGCAGACCCUGAGAAAAGCUGAGACUUUGCCUGAGGUGGAGGCUGAGCUAGCACAGAGAGUGGCAGCACUUACAAAGGCUGAGGAGAGACACGGCAAUAUCGAGGAGCGGCUGAGACAGAUGGAGGCACAGCUUGAAGAGAAGAAUCAAGAACUGCAAAGGGCUAGACAGAGAGAGAAGAUGAAUGAAGAGCAUAAUAAACGUUUGUCAGAAACUGUUGAUAAGCUCCUGUCUGAAUCCAAUGAAAGGCUCCAGCUUCAUCUCAAGGAGAGGAUGGCUGCCCUGGAAGACAAGAAUUCACUUAUUCGAGAAAUUGAAAAUGCAAAAAAACAAAUAGAAGAACUUCAGCAUGAAAAGGAUCAGCUUGUAUUAAAUGUUGAUGCAUUAAGGGCUGAAAAUGACCAAGUGAGGCUCAGAGCCACAUCACUUCAUCAUAGCAGAGCAGAUUUCAGAUUCCCUGUGCCAUCCUCCUCUGUGGGGGACAGUCACACAGACUCUUACAGCUCCUCCUCUGUGCUGAGGCGGCCCCAGAAGGGGCGUCUGGCUGCUCUCAGGGACGAGCCUUCCAAGGUUCAGACCCUGAAUGAGCAGGAUUGGGAGCGGGCCCAGCAAGCCAGCGUGUUGGCAAACGUGGCACAAGCAUUUGAGAGUGAUGUGGAUGUGUCUGACAUGGAGGACGACAGGGAGACCAUUUUCAGCUCAGUUGAUCUGCUGUCACCAAGUGGUCAGGCUGAUGCUCAGACUUUGGCCAUAAUGCUGCAGGAACAGUUGGAUGCAAUCAACAAAGAGAUCAGGCUGAUCCAGGAGGAGAAGGAGAACACGGAGCAGCGCGCGGAGGAGAUCGAGAGCCGCGUGGGCAGCGGCAGCCUGGAGGCGCACGGCCGGUUCCGCUCGCUGGGCUCCGUGGCCCCCGCGCUCGGUGGGGCCCUGGCCGGCUCCUCCCCGCCCGGCAGCGGCCGCUCCACGCCCCGGCGCGUCCCGCACAGCCCCGCCAGGGAGGUGGACAGGCUGGGCAUCAUGACACUGUCUCCAGCUUCCAGAGAAGAGGUACGAGAUGAUAAAACCACCAUAAAAUGUGAGACAUCGCCACCUGCUUCACCUCGCUCCUUGCGCCUGGACAGAGUCCAGAAGGGAGCUCUGCACACAGUGAGCCACGAAGAUAUCAGGGACAUCAGAAAUUCAACAGGUUCACAAGAUGGCCAAACAAGUAAUCCUAGUAGCAGUAACAGCAGCCAAGACUCCCUUCACAAAGCCCCCAAAAAGAAGGGGAUCAAAUCCUCCAUUGGCCGCCUGUUUGGCAAGAAGGAAAAGGGACGACCUGGACAAGGAAGCAAGGAAGCUCUAGGACAAGGUGGCCUGGGAGAAGCAGAUGGUUCCUCUCAGGAUGCGUUAGGCCUCAGCAAGCUUGGAGGUCAGGCAGAGAAAAACAGGAAAAUGCAGAAAAAGCAUGAGUUGCUGGAGGAAGCCAGAAGACAAGGUUUGCCUUUUGCACAGUGGGAUGGGCCCACUGUGGUGGUGUGGCUGGAGCUGUGGGUGGGGAUGCCAGCCUGGUACGUGGCUGCCUGCCGAGCCAAUGUGAAAAGCGGUGCUAUCAUGUCAGCCCUGUCUGACACGGAAAUCCAGCGGGAAAUUGGCAUCAGCAAUCCCCUGCACAGGCUCAAGCUCCGCCUGGCCAUCCAGGAAAUCAUGUCCCUAACCAGCCCCUCUGCCCCUCCCACCUCAAGGACGACAUUAGCCUAUGGUGACAUGAACCAUGAGUGGAUUGGCAAUGAGUGGCUGCCAAGCCUGGGGCUCCCUCAGUACCGCAGCUACUUCAUGGAAUGUCUGGUGGAUGCUCGGAUGCUGGACCACUUAACUAAAAAAGACCUGCGUGGGCAGCUGAAAAUGGUGGACAGCUUUCACAGGAACAGUUUUCAGUGUGGAAUUAUGUGCCUCCGAAGACUGAAUUAUGAUCGAAAAGAACUGGAAAGAAAAAGAGAAGAAAGCCAGAAUGAAAUUAAAGAUGUCCUGGUGUGGAGCAACGAGAGGAUGAUCCACUGGGUGGUGUCCAUUGGCCUUAAGGAAUAUGCGAAUAACCUGCAGGAGAGCGGCGUUCACGGCGCGCUUGUGGCCUUAGAUGAAUCCUUUGAUUACAAUGCGUUGGCUCUCCUGCUGCAAAUCCCCACUCAAAACACACAGGCUCGUGCUGUUCUGGAGAAGGAAUUCAAUAACCUCCUUGCUAUGGGCACUGACAGAAGACUUGAUGAAGAUGAUGAUAAGAGCUUUAGGAGAGCACCUUCGUGGAGAAAGAAGUUUAGACCAAAGGACAUAAGAGGUUUAGCUGCUGGAUCAGCAGAGACUCUUCCUGCAAAUUUCAGAGUUACAACCUCAAUGUCUUCACCCUCUAUGCAGCCAAAGAAGAUGCAGAUUGAUGGCAGUGUAUCAGGAACACAAAGAUUGGAUUCUGCCACAGUAAGGACCUACUCCUGUUAAAGCCUUCUCCUGAUUCUCCUCCCUGGUUCAGGAUUUUCUGUAGUCAGAUGACAUGGGAUGGAAAUCCUCGAGGCAGAAACAUUUGCCCUCAUUGCUUUAUUUGCAUUGCAGCUGGAGAUUUCAGGAGGCAAUAAAAUAUCCAGCAUGGCAUGGCAGUAAUUCAGUGCAUCACUGCUGAGCUGUUUGUGACAAUCUUGGAAUGCAAUGGUGGUUAAAACCUGCUAAUGGAAUCUUCUAUGUUCUUUUCUUUUUCUGUGUUGUUUUUGUUUGUUGUUUUUGCAGUUUACCCACACUAUUUCUACCGGUGAUAUGCAGCAUUUUGAACAUUUGGAACCCUUAACCUGUUAAUACUUGUUAAAUGGACACUUUGAGAUAUUUUAUUACAGAGUUUUUAAUUAGCAAAUAAAUUCAUGAGUACUAUAGAGAAAAUAUUUUAGAAUCUAAAUGUUUCUUAUAUUUAUGUGACUUGUCAUUUAUAUAGUUACUUACUUUUUCUGUUUCUAUUCAGUCUACAAAUCAAAUCAUUGCUGAUUUUUUUAUUCUAAUUUUAGUCUUUCCAGCUGAAUGUACUGUAAUGCUUGUAUGUAUAUGUCCCUAUGAGCAAUAUAGGGUUUUUGUAAAUUAUGCAGUAACUGUAAUUAUCAUUUUUUUUAAUAAUGAAGCUGAAGGUGAAAAGGAUUUUAAUACCUUUGUAAAAGUAUCAUGACACCGAGCAGUAUAUAUUUUGUCUUUUGAAGCGCUUAGCUUAGAUCUGAAAACAAGUCCAGCUGUUUUUCAGGUGAGCCUUUGUUGACGUAGGAGGGACGGUACACGAGUGUUGUUCUCCUCAGAGCUGUACCUUUCCACACAGAGGAUGUGUCAAGUAGUGGCAAUUUGUCUUUAUUUAAAGUAGAACUGGUUGGAAAAGCUGGGAGGAACUCCUCAGCUUGCGGGACACGUUGUAGGAUUGCCUCAGUGCUCACAGCCUCUGCUGUGUUUGUGCAGCGACUCUUCGCAGUGACUGAAAACAAGCCAUACGCCAAGGACUGUUUUUGUUUUUGCUUUUCCUUCCCUGAGGAAGACAGACUUCAUAAUGAUUCCUGGUCGUGAGCCACAGGCCACAGAGAGGGUUUUUUUUUUUUGUCCUAGACCUUUUUGCUUGAAAACACUUGGUGGAAAGAUGCUGGUGGAACCAGUUUUAAUGGACCAAUCCUAAAGCACUGCAGCCUCCUGUCAAAUGAGUAGUGAAAGAUGAAGGUACAAUGGGCUGAAAACUAAAGCAGUGCAUCUUCUAAUAAAGGCCUUACUUUUCUUAUGUAAGUCAUCCUAUGUGUUUUGUAAACUUGUUCUAAAGACUUGUCUGGACUUUAAUUUGGAUGGUUGUAGCCAUUUUGGACUGUAUGAGUAGAAAAUGUAUCUGACACUUGUAAAUGGCACAUUAAAAAGCCAGCAAGAAUCUGUUCAGAUGGUGCAUUAUUUAUUAUGCAACAAUAUAUAUAGCAUGUCUUUUUUCUUAUUUUGUUUUCCACUUUUAACUUGCUUGUAAAACUGAAAUUCAUUGUUACUGUUCUGUUUUUCUAUUAAUCUUUUGUGUAUUUUCAGAUUAUGUAACAAUAUGUACAGUCUACUUUUGAACUAUUUUUAUCACAGUAUUAUUUAUUGCUUUCAAUAAAGUACUGAUGCAUUUUCCACUGCCAAUAAAACACUAUAGAAAAGCUAAGAUCUAAUUGUAUGCAGGCAGAAACUUUGCAGUGAGUGGAUAUUGUCAAUAAAGUAUCUUAAUGAUUGUUUGCUGCCCUGUAGAUCUGGUUUCAAAUGAUGACCUUUUUCCAGGAGCAAAAAUAUUCAAUUAGAUGUGACAUUUUCUUUGUAACUGUUCGAGUUCACAUGCAUUAAUAUCAGUUUUCUGGAAAAAACCUGCUUUAUUGCCUACUUCUACUCAUCUUUAGAGCUGUGAUUUGCUUUUUAAAAUAAUAAACCAGGCCUGACACACAA